Molecule: messenger RNA, 2080 nt
Organism: Labeo rohita (rohu)
Lineage: Eukaryota; Metazoa; Chordata; Actinopteri; Cypriniformes; Cyprinidae
Gene: paqr4b
Product: progestin and adipoQ receptor family member IVb
Exons: 3
Coding region: 219-1037 (272 amino acids)
Cellular component (GO): membrane
Molecular function (GO): signaling receptor activity
Source: RefSeq, a predicted model, not a curated record
AAGCAACAAGUUACUGCAGUUCUACACGCGGGUAUUUCCGAGAUAAUGGGUAUCUGGUGCCAAAAAGUUGAAACUUUUGCAAAAACUAGCUAACAUUUUCUUAAAAACGAUGUAUUUAUAGCUCUUUUUUUUUAAUCUGAAGAGACUACAGGCUUUCCUCCCAAGGGAAAGUGAAGAAGGUGGUCAAGGACACCUGAGCAUAAUUUAUUUUUUCUGCAAUGGAUUUUUUUACUGGGCCAAAACUUUUGGAUUUUAAGAAUUCACCGCCACAUCUUCAGUUCAACAAGUAUGUGCUGACAGGAUACCGGCCUAUAUCCACUUACAGAGACUGUCUGCGAAGUUUGUUCUAUCUGCACAAUGAAUUUGGGAACAUCUAUACACAUGGUAUCCCCUUCAUCUGUUUUUUGCUGUUUUUGCCUUUGAGUAUCCCAUGGGAUGAAGUCGAUGAGUGGUGGAUAGGAGUGGUGCAUUAUUUGGCUUGUCUGUCUCCCACUGUUUUUUCAGUCUUCUAUCAUCUCUUCAUGAACCAUGAGGGUGGAGCACCUAUUUAUGACACGCUGCUGUGCUUCGACAUGUUUGGCGUCUGUCUCGUCAACACUCUUGGUGCUCUGCCAAUCAUUCACAUAACUUUGUUGUGUCACCCAUCCUUUCAUCAUGUGGCGAUGUUGGCGUACCUCCUCCUCUCUGGCUACGGUGUUCACUGCGCCGUCACAGCACGGAGCAACGUCCACCGGCUGCAAUCUUUUGCCUGGCAGGCAGUAUUUCGCUUCGUUCUCUUUAUGUUACGUCUCACUGGUGCUGGCAGAGGAAGUCCCGCCUCCCUUCGCCUCUACCUCACCAUGGAUACUCUUGCAUUGCUAGGAGGACUAGUCAAUAUUUCCCGCUUACCAGAGCGCUUCAGACCUGGUGGGUUUGACUACUGGUUUAACAGUCACCAGAUUAUGCACAUCAUGGUCGUCCUGUCCAUUAUGUACUUACACUGGGGCAUGCUGGAGGAUUUAACAUGGUUAAAGGGAUAUCACUGUCCCAGUGAAUAAACUUCAAGGUGAUAAAUCAUCAAGAUAUUGAAAGAACUGCAGGGAAAUGAUGGUACUAUGUUAUAGUGCCGAUAUCAGUUGUUAAUGCCAUGGUAAUGCCUUUAAAAUAAUUAAUAUUUACAACUACCAAGUGAUAUGAAUUUGCACUACAGAUGUUAAUGGCACACAACCUGGGCAUCAACAACAAAUGAUAGGGAAACAAUAUGUUAACUUUUAAAGGUUGAUAAUCUACUAUAUGGUUAGUUGCACUGAAGAAUAUUUGCAUUUAGCACUGUUUUCCAUGUCUGCGGCCAUAUUAAAACAGUCCUACAACCUACAACUAAAACCUACAAUUUUAGUUGAGAAACACAGAAUACCAUGGUACAAAUCCUAAAAAAGCUUUGUAAGCGCUUUUCAAAAAUUAAAAGCUAUAUUUGAAUUUUUCGGCAAAAUAUUGAAUAAUGAAAUGUGAAAUAAUGCACUUUAUCCUCCUAACUUUUGGAAAUCAGAUGGAGAUGAUUGUAUUGUGGAUGGCACUACUGUUGAAUCUGAUGCUUUCUAUUUACAUGGUGCUACAUAUGUCAAAUAUGAAAUGUAUAUCAGUGUAAAAUAUUACUUGAAUUAAACAAGCUGGACUUGAAUGUCUUUGAAAGCCUUUCCUGCAAGUCACUGAAGUAUACCAACUAGCCACACAUUAGGAAAUUAGUUUACAUUAAAGAGUAUGCACUAAUAUUUUCCAUUUUCAAUGCUGUAAAAUUUGAAAAAAGGUGUUAUAACUUCAACAUUACAUAUUCUAUCGUAAUUGCACAGUAGUCAUAUUUUGUACAUGCAGCUUUGUUAUUUUAUUGCAAAUGAAAUACAACUUCAUUCAUUUCAAUAAAUCUAAAGUCAAUAUUGAUGCUGCAUCUACUGCGUUCGACGUCUUUUCACACUGACAUACCUCCAACUUGAAAACUCAGGGCUUAAAUGAGUUUCUCUCUUAUAAAUAUGACUUUGUAGUGCAAUUUAUGUACACAACUUGAAUGUCAUCAUCAAUAAAGAAGCUACAUAUUGACUGGAACCUG